Molecule: messenger RNA, 1064 nt
Organism: Pelagomonas calceolata
Lineage: Eukaryota; Pelagophyceae; Pelagomonadales; Pelagomonadaceae
Source: the annotation of a GenBank genome assembly
UCGAGAUGUCGAGAGGCCACAUCUCUGCGCAAUCGAAGGAUAACACACAAACGCAGCGCGAUGAAGGCGGAUAACAGCACCUUCGGCCGCUUCAAGGCCGGCGCCACGGAUAUUGUCAUAGAUGACGUCGCCGCCAUUGCCAAGGAAGCUGGUGAUGCUAUUAUGGCCAUCUACAAUGGCACGAGCGAGGCGGACUGGAAGAAGAUCGCCGACUUCAAGGCCGACGGCAGCCCGCUGACGAAGGCGGACACGACGGCCAACAAAAUUAUUUGCGACGCGCUACGGAAGAAGUACCCGCGCAUCCCGAUCGUGUCCGAGGAGGACCCGAUCCCAUCUCAUGAGGAGAGAAAUGAAUGGACGCACUUCUGGUGCGUCGAUCCGUUGGAUGGGACGAAGGAGUUCAUCAAGCGGAAUGGGCAAUUUACCGUGAACAUUGGACUCGUUGCGGGCGAUUCGCCUCUCGCGGGUGUCGUCUACGUCCCUGCAGCCGCUGACGGUCCCGUGAUGUACAAGGGCGUCAAGGGCCUGGGCCCGCCUGUUCGAGAAAUCGACGACCCCCUGGGCUAUGAUUCGUAUAAAUCGAUCUUCUGCAAAACGUUCGACGAGUCCGACGCCGGCCUAACCAUCGUCGCGAGCGCGUCGCACGGCUCGGAGGAAACCGAAGCGUUCAUCGGGAAGUACAAGGACUGCAAGCGGCUGUCGAAAGGGUCCUCUCUCAAACUGCUGAUGGUCGCGGAGGGCGCCGCGCACGUGUACCCGCGGCUGGCGCCGACGUCCGAGUGGGACACGUGCGCGGCCCAGGCCAUCGUCGAGUGCGCCGGCGGCGAGGUGCUGCAGUUUGAUGGGGGGAAAGCGUGCGACGCGGGAAAGCCCGUGGUCUACGGGAAGGAGCACCCGCUGAACCCGUUCUUCGUCGUCUACGGCAAGCGGGAGACGCGGAAGGCGCCUUCCAAGAAGAAGGAUCUGCUCGAAGACGGGAGUGGCGUGAACGUGCCCGCGGUGGCCGCUGGGGUGUUGGGGCUCGGGGCUUUGGCUUUUCUCGCGCUCUCGUAAGGCGCGUAAUG